Molecule: messenger RNA, 1323 nt
Organism: Entamoeba invadens IP1
Lineage: Eukaryota; Evosea; Mastigamoebida; Endamoebidae
Product: serine/threonine protein kinase cds1, putative
Exons: 1
Coding region: 1-1323 (440 amino acids)
Biological process (GO): peptidyl-serine phosphorylation; autophagy
Cellular component (GO): cytoplasm
Molecular function (GO): ATP binding; protein serine/threonine kinase activity; protein binding
Source: RefSeq, a predicted model, not a curated record
AUGUCAAUUAAAGGACAAAGCAUUAUACAGCCCGGUCCGAACAAAGCGAUUCCUGGAAAACCACUCGUAUUUCUAAAAUCAAACACAACGUCAAAACCAGAUUUGGAGAUCAACCAGACACCUUUUAUCCUUGGAAGGUCCAACACUGUUUGUGGAUAUAAAGAAGACGUGAUCAGUAAUCGCCACUGUGUAAUUAUUGAGUGCACACCACUAGACUCAGACCUCACAAACAUCAAAAAAUUCUGCACCAUCGACAAGUCAACAAAUGGAACCUACAUCAACAACGAAAGAACACAAAGGGGACAAGCCCAAGAGAUAAGAUGCUACGACGAGUUGUCUGUACUAAGACCACAUGUGGACAAAGACUCUGUGAGUUAUUGUUUUAUUGACUUGCAAGUUUUUGAAGUGGAAAACACAGCGUGCAAUGUUUUUAAAAAAUAUGAAAUUGGGAAGUUUUUAGGAAGUGGUGGGGCUGGAGUUGUGAGAGAAGUGACCAACGGAGGGGAGAAAUUUGCAAUGAAGAUACUUUUGGUUUUAGACUUGAGUGAGAAAAAAAGUAAAAAUGUUGAACGAGAGUGCGAUUUGCUCAAGAAACUUGACCACAAAAACAUUGUAAAGUUUAUUGAAUGUCUCAAUGGAAGCUAUUUCAAGUACAUUGUCAUGGAGUAUGUUGAAGGACAUGAUCUGUUUCAUCUAAUAUUUACGAACAAGCUGAUGAAUGAAAAAUACAUACGUAACAUCGCGAAACAGCUUUUCGAAGCGCUGAAAUACCUCCACUCGCUCGGUGUCAUACACAGAGACAUUAAACCCGAAAACGUUAUGAUAACAAAAGACCAGAUUGUCAAACUGACGGACUUCGGUUUUGGAAAGAAGGUCGACGACACACACUACGCCGAGACCCUUUGUGGAACGGAUAUGUACGCACCACCAGAAAUACUCCGAGGCGUUGUUUAUGAUGGGUUCAAAACAGACGUCUGGAGUGCGGGUGUUUUGAUGUUUGUAAUGUCGACCAAGGAAUACCCCUUUGUUUUUAAUGAUGAAGACGAUGCAGAGGUAAAGGCUGUUGGACACAUUUUAAAAAACGAGAUUUGCCCAAAUAAAGACUUUAAUGAACGUUCUGAAAUGUUAAAAGACUUGAUUGGGAACAUGCUUGUCCUUGACCCACAGAAAAGACUUGGUUUUGCGACUUGCCUUGAGCACGAGUUUUUUGAAGACGAUAAGACGAAUGUGGAUUUUCCAAUCAAUUGCCAACAAAAAAGAAUGGGCGAAUUGUUUGGAUAUUCACAAAGUAAAAGUGCGUUUUGUAUUUUUUACACCAUUUGA